Messenger RNA from Heterocephalus glaber (naked mole-rat), 1794 nucleotides. It is a transcript of the gene Gnb1l, whose product is annotated as G protein subunit beta 1 like. Lineage: Eukaryota; Metazoa; Chordata; Mammalia; Rodentia; Bathyergidae. The record is from RefSeq and is a predicted model, not a curated record. Gene Ontology annotation, molecular function: protein binding.
GUGACGCUUGGAUUCUAGCUUUUCCUGGCAAGACAGUCUGUCCGGUCUCCAACUACGGAUCCCUGGAUCCUUUAAGCGGCUUGCACCUCGAAUAUUCGCAGCUAGCCAUGGACCCCAAGUGGCAGCAUGUCCUGACACUUUUUUACCACACUGCAUGGAGAGGUGAAGAAGGGUUCAAGGAAGGGAGGAGAUUGGAUUCGCCAGAAGAGCACAUAAGCAGGCACCGGAACCACUGAGCUAAAUCCCCGGCCAAAGCAAAGAAUCUUUUGCCGGGGGAGUAGGGGGCUGCUGGAGAUGGAACCCAGGGCCUUGUGCAUGUAAAAGAGCACUGAGCUACAUUCUUAGACUCAAGCAAAAGAACUUCACCAGCACUGGACAAGAAGCCCUGAAGGCAGCAUGUGGCUCUGUGCAGGGCACCCAGUGCCAAAGUGGCCAGGGGUGACUGCACCCUGCCUAGCAUGGCUGUUCCCCUCCCCCUGCCACCGCCAGGCCCCCAGUUUGUUCUGCGAGGCACACAGUCAGCAGUGAAUGCACUGCAUUUCGGCGGAGGAGCCCAGGCCCAGGGGCGCCAACUUCUCUUCUCAGGGUCUCAGAGUGGUCUUGUUCAUAUCUGGAGCCUGCAAACACGGAGAACAGUUGCAACCCUGGAUGGCCAUGGGGGCCAAAGUGUAACUUGGCUGCAGAUGCUACCCCAGAGCCACCAGCUUCUCAGUCAGGGCCGAGACCUGCGACUGUGCCUAUGGGACCUGGCAGAGGGCCGGAAUGCCAUUGUGGACUCUGUGUGCCUGGAGAGUGUGGCCUUCUGCAGGAGCUCUGUUCUGGCCGAGGGGCAGGCACGCUGGCUGCUUGCACUGCCAGGGAAGGGCAGUGAUGAGGUGAGGACCAGCACUACUGAUGCCCUUCAUUCCCCGAACCAUCAGGUUCAGAUUCUGGAGAUGCCAUCCAAAACGUCAGUGUGCACCCUGAAGCCGGAGGCAGAUGCCAAGCCAGGCAUGCCCAUGUGCCUGGGGCUGUGGCAGGCAGAGUCCAGUCCCCGCCCCCUCCUUCUGGCUGGCUAUGAGGACGGAUCAGUGGCCCUGUGGGAUGUCUGGGAGCGGAAGGUGUGCAGCCGUGUCUCCUGCCACGAGGAGCCCGUCAUGGGCCUUGACUUUGACUCUCAGAAGGCCCGGGGCGUCUCCGGCUCUGCGGGGAAGGCGCUGGCUGUCUGGAGCCUGAAUGGGCAGCAGGCCCUGCAGGUGUGCAGCACUCACCAACUCACCAAUCCUGGAAUUUCUGACAUCACAGUCCGGCCAGACCGCAAGAUCCUGGCCACCGCAGGCUGGGACCAUCGCAUCCGUGUGUUUCACUGGCGGACGAUGAAGCCACUGGCUGUGCUGGCUUUUCACAGUGCUUCUGUCCACUGUGUGGCCUUUGCCACCAAUGGCUUGCUGGCUGCUGGAUCCAAGGAUCAGCGCAUCAGCAUCUGGUCACUGUAUCAACGCACGUGACUCAGCCAUUCCAUUCUCUAGAGACUCAGAAGACAAGAAGUAGGCAUCUUACUCCAGCCUUGGCCCAGUCAAGUGGACACUGACCAUCAAGGGCCCCUAAGGACCAGCAGGUGUGGCCCAAGGACCAUAGAGUCCUCACUUUUCAUGAGGCUCACUAUUCCUUUUGUGAACUCGGGCGUCCAUAUGACAGUGACCCUGGCAACCAGCCAGACACCUGGGACCUGUGGCCUAUUGGGAGGUCUGGCUUGGGCCUGACAGUGCUGCCAACUUGAGGAUAUUGUGUAAUAAAUUUUCUGUUGCAAACCUC